Messenger RNA from Oldenlandia corymbosa var. corymbosa, 3071 nucleotides. NCBI's taxonomy places the organism in Eukaryota, Viridiplantae, Streptophyta, Magnoliopsida, Gentianales, Rubiaceae. The record is from the annotation of a GenBank genome assembly.
GGAGGGUGUGUCCCGGAAGUUAUGUUGGAAGAGAUGAGCCAAGUUAGAAGCUUAGAGUGAAACACUAGAUCUGAAUAUUUUACUAUAAGUAGGCCUGAAACAAAAUAAUGGAAUGCAAUUUUAGUAAUCAUAGGAGCAAUAAUGCGGUGCUUAUCAAAAUAGGUGUGAACAAAUUAAAUGCAUCUAAAAUUUUAUAGUUAGGAUCCAUUUUAGAAGAAAAUUGGAAAAAUGGAUUAGGAUGUUACAUAGAAUAUAUACAGGUUGGACUGUCAGAAUGGUGAAGCUUGCCAUCGAUAUUUUGUGACCCUGAAUUCUCAUUAAUGUUGAAAAGAAAAUAAAUAUUGUUGAUGUACGACCAGUGCAGAUAAAGGUUUUGGGCCACUAAAUUUGCAAAAUGAGAAAAUUAGGUUAAGAUGGUUUAGGCCUGGCUUAUUUAAAUUUAAAGGAAAGCACCCAACCCAUAUCGUAGGAUAAAGGCUUCAUCUUGUUGUGUUUGCUACAAUUUAGAAGGAUAUUAGUAUCCUUGACAAUGAUGGUAUACACUAGUUUGCUCUUUGUUUGCUGGAAUGGCAACAGAGUGCAACUUUAACUGUAGAUAUUGCAUGAGCUAGCUUUCUCUUGAUUUACUUUACAAACAUAUUAGUAUCAAUUGCUUCACCCGUGGUAAACAGGGAAAAAAAUGCUUUGAAAAGAUCCAUCUAAGGAUGGCCAUACGAGAGCUUUUGGCCUAAAAAUCAUGGAAGGGACAUUCUACAAAAUCACCACGAGCACCCAUUAGACUUGAAAAUGGACUAGUUUAUUUCCCCCCUUCUUUCUAUUGUGCACUAUGUUUGCCUUUUAACCUCAAUAGAACUCUUAAUAAAUUGUCGAAGAGGAAGAGCAGAUUCAGUGUUCCUUAAAGAUCUCCUGCACUAUACUAAACAUAAGUUCAUUAUAUUGGUAGAGAAAAGUAAAUCAGAGAAAGAGUUUAACUGCGAGGUUCCAGGUAGGAGACCACCAGGUGACAAAAUUAAAAAGAAACUUUAAAAAGGUUCAUUGCAUAGUUUGAGAUGAAAUAACUUUAUCUUCUUGGCCUCAAGGAAAGGGAAAAAUUAAGCAAAAAAUGCACAAUUCUGAGUUUGCUGCUAAUUAUUUGGGUCUUGAAUCUUUCCAGCUAAUUGAAAACUUCUGUUAAGUUUUGCUGCAAAACUUUUCGUAUUGCAUUUGAUAUUACCUUCACCUUUCAUUACUCCUUGUUUAUUACUUGUAACUAUGAGCAGCAAAGAAAAAGCUCUAUUCAGUUUUGAAAUGAUUGGCAAUUUAUUUGCCACAGAAGCACGUUACUUUGCUCUAGUUCUUUCGUUUAUUAAUUUUAUUUCUCGGAUUUACUACUUCUCGUGAUAUAUUGGUUGGCAUGGGGAACAGAGUUGCAACUAGCAUUCCCAGAUGAAACAGACCCCAGUAACAACCAAAAACUUAAAAAGUGUAUGUGCACGCUUGUGUGUAAGAACUUCAAUUUAGGUUUAUAUGCUUGAUUUUCACUUAAUGUUUGCUUUUCUGAUUCCUCAGGUAAUUUCAGCAGCAUGGCAACUCCUGUUGAACCACCAAAUGGCGUAGGAUCCCUCGGGAAGCACUACUUUUCCAUGUGGCAAUCUCUUUUUGAGAUUGAUACGAAAUAUGUACCAAUAAAGCCUAUCGGUCGAGGUGCUUAUGGUAUAGUCUGCUCAUCAAUUAACAGAGAAACCAGUGAGAAGGUUGCAAUCAAGAAAAUACAUAAUGUGUUUGAAAAUCGUGUUGAUGCCUUGAGAACGUUACGUGAACUGAAGCUUCUGCGCCAUCUUAGACAUGAAAAUGUGAUUGUCUUGAAAGAUGUGAUGAUGCCAAUUCAUAGGAGAAGUUUUAAGGAUGUCUACUUGGUCUAUGAACUCAUGGAUACAGAUUUACACCAAAUUGUUAAAUCCUCUCAAACUCUUUCAAAUGACCACUGCCAGUAUUUUCUGUUCCAGUUGCUUCGAGGCUUGAAAUAUCUCCACUCUGCAAACAUCCUUCAUCGUGAUCUGAAGCCUGGAAACUUACUUGUCAAUGCAAAUUGUGAUCUUAAGAUAUGUGAUUUCGGUCUUGCACGUACAAACAGUGACAAAGGGCAGUUCAUGACAGAAUAUGUAGUUACUCGUUGGUACCGGGCCCCAGAGCUCCUACUUUGCUGUGACAAUUACGGCACCUCCAUUGAUGUCUGGUCUGUUGGUUGUAUUUUCGCAGAACUCCUUGGAAGGAAACCUAUCUUUCCAGGGACCGAGUGCCUUGAUCAACUCAGGUUGAUUAUAAACAUCCUUGGUAGCCAAAAGGAACAGGAUCUUGAAUUUAUUGAUAACCCAAAGGCAAGAAAGUACAUCCGUACACUUCCAUAUUCCCCAGGGACCCCUUUUACACGCAUUUAUCCUAAUGCUCAUCCUCUGGCCGUGGAUCUUCUGCAAAAGAUGCUGGUAUUUGAUCCAACCAAAAGGAUUAGUGUGAGCGAAGCACUUCAGCACCCGUACAUGGCUCCCCUCUACGAUCCAACUUGUGACCCUCCAGCCCAAGUACCAAUCAAUCUUGACAUAGAUGAAGAUCUAGGGGAGGACACAAUAAGGGAAAUGAUGUGGACCGAAAUUCUGAACUACCACCCUGAAGCCACCGAACUAGUUGAUAUGGAGGUUGGUGACCAAAUUUAAUCUGAUCUCCAUUGCCGCAAGCAGGUCUUGGUAGUUUCUUUGUUGUAAAACUAGAAUGUUAGUUUCCGUUUAUUAUUUCUUCCUUCAUGCAAAUAAACCCAAGGAAUCGCAUCCGCAUUUUGAGCUCUGAUGCUUGGAUAUCCUACAAUAUGCGCAUCUUUUUUUGUACAUAAGGUGUAUGUUUGUGAUGCACAUCUGACAUCUGUUAUAACUCACAAAAUGUUGUUGUACAUUAAUUCUGGGCCCAAGUGCAGCCAUCUAUUCUAUGCGCUGAUGUAGUCGUAUCAAGGUUCCAUAAGCUGAGUUACUUUAAAAGCAUUACUGGUCAUGGAGAUGUUUAACAAAGAUAAUAUAUGAGCAUGAUUCUAAUGUGAUGGAGAU